AUGCAACAUAAACGUUCCAAAAGCACGAGGAAAACUAUCAAUGUAAAGGUCACACCGACCGAAACUUUAGACCAAAAAGAAUCUACAGAAUUAACUGAGAGUGGGUCGAGUGAAUCAAGCGAGGUACAACAGCCACCACUACCUCCUGCACCAACAGCAGAAACAGGCAAACCUCUAAAAAUGAGGCUAACGGUCGUAUCAAGAGCGACCAGAAGCUCAAAACAAACCCCUGAACCAGAAGAAAUUAGUAAAAACAACGGUGAAACAAACGAUAAUGAGAAAAAGCCAACUACGAUCCAACUAGUAACCAAAAAGUCUAAACGAAAACGACAAGAGGUUACAACUGAUAAUCAAGAAAAGCGCGCAUCGAAAGCUAAAAGAACCACUAGAAGCAAAGCCAAACCAAGCACUGAAAUCGAUGAUGUAAAAGAGGAGGAGCAGAUAAAAGGGGAAGAGCAUGAAGCUUCAAUCUUCGAUGUUGAAGAACCCAAGAAAAAACGAAAGAAAAAUUUUUCUCCAAUUAAAAAAGGUGCUCGACUAAUAAUAAAAUCAAAAGAAUCGAGCAAUUAUCUUACCGAAUCAUCCUCAUCAGGGGAAGACGAUAAGAAAGGUACUUUGAUUAAAAACGAGGCAACGAACGAAGGAACAUCAUUUGAGGAUCUUUUGCCGGAGAUAGGUUCACAAGUCGCUCCUGUCUUGAUCCAGAGAAAGUCGAAGACGAUAUUUGAAAAAUUCAAUCGCAAAAAUAAAGAAAAAGAGUCGAAUUACGAAGAAGGAUUAAAUUAUGAUAAACACACGGAAAUGACCGAUUCACAAGUCGCUCGUGUCUUCUCAAUCAAGGAAAAAGCUGAAGAAGAAGAAUCAAAUCAUGAUAAUGACGCGGAACUUCAGAAAGAACUAAGGAAAAUAUGGAACUCUAUCAAAAAUAACAGAGAUUCCAAAGGCAGACAAAUGACAUUGCUUUUCGAAACGCUUCCUGAUAAGGAAGAAUAUCCUGAUUAUUAUGAAGAAAUCAAACAACCAAUCGCAUUAGAUAACAUUAAAUCCAAAAUAAAUGCAAAUGAAUAUCUUGACAUGAAGGCCUUUCAUGCGGAUUUUAAUUUAAUGUUCGAAAAUGCAAAGACAUAUAACGCUGAAGGCUCACAGAUAUAUCAAGAUGCCGUACAAUUGCAAAAGUUAGCACAGAAGCUCACCGGUGUAAAAUCAAACAGUAGCAACAGCGAAGAUCUUGAAGCCCUUGAAGAAAUCAUAUACAAAGGAGAAACAUAUCAAAUUGGUGAUUUUGUCGAGCUAGUCAAUAAAUUGGACAGCACGAAGCCUAAUCUUGGACAUAUCUACCGAAUGUGGAAAGAUGCCAAAGGGAAAGAAGGGAUCUAUGUGUGUUGGUUUUAUCGCCCUGAGCAGACUGUUCAUCAGGCAAAUCGACUAUUCUGGGAAAAUGAAAUUUUUAAAACUAAUACAUUCCACGACUAUUCGAUCAAUGAUGUCAUCGCUAAAUGCUUUGUAUUACAGCCGAAAGAUUAUCAACGAGGGCGUCCUAAAGGCAGUGAAGGGAAAAAUGUGUAUCUUUGCGAGUCAAGAUAUCGUGAAGUAGGAAAAUAUUACUCGAAAAUUAAAUUCUGGGAUAAAAUAAUUCCCGAAGGAGCACGCGUCGGAAGACCAGAAUUGGAAUUAUAUCCUGAAGUAAAAGUAAUCAAAAAAGUUCCAAGUUCACUUGCUAUGGAAGCAGGUGCAACAAAACCUAGAAUACUUCCAUCUCAAACAGCGAGCCAAUUCGAUCAUGAUAAAGAUGGAAAAAUGAUUUGGUUCUCUGCUCCACCGUUGGAUGUUAUUCCCCUUCCCAAACCACGUCAUUCCGAUCAUUAUUUGCAGUAUAAAGUCGAGCAAGCAGAAAAACAAAGAAAACGUAAAGCGAGGCAUGAUGCUUUUUUUGCACCAUCAAAACGUCAAUGCUUAGUUGGAUCGGACAUGAUUCGAAUUGACGAUAACAUUUUGAUCAGUUUACUUCAGUCCUUGGGAGAGGCCUACAUCCAAGACGCUAGUUCAUUUUAA
Molecule: messenger RNA, 2052 nt
Organism: Ambispora gerdemannii
Lineage: Eukaryota; Fungi; Glomeromycota; Glomeromycetes; Archaeosporales; Ambisporaceae
Source: the annotation of a GenBank genome assembly